Messenger RNA from Mobula hypostoma (lesser devil ray), 3817 nucleotides. RefSeq names its product neuronal PAS domain-containing protein 2-like. The record is from RefSeq and is a predicted model, not a curated record. Gene Ontology annotation, molecular function: DNA-binding transcription factor activity, RNA polymerase II-specific; E-box binding; protein dimerization activity. Lineage: Eukaryota; Metazoa; Chordata; Chondrichthyes; Myliobatiformes; Myliobatidae. The coding region runs from base 280 to 2766 and encodes 828 amino acids. Gene Ontology annotation, biological process: circadian regulation of gene expression; regulation of transcription by RNA polymerase II. Gene Ontology annotation, cellular component: CLOCK-BMAL transcription complex; nucleus; cytoplasm. The transcript has 21 exons.
UUUCACCGACAGGACACAAGUAAAUUACAAUCCGAUUGAUGUGGAAUUCAAAAGGGGAAGUCUCCUGACCUAUUUACUGUUUAUUUGUCCUUUUUGUUAAGAGUCAGUUUUUCUCGAUCACUUGACAAGAGGAGUGACAGAACUGCAUUGAUUAUAUAAUCAGUUUCCUUUUAAAAGCGCUACUGCAGUUUAGUAGUGUCUGUAUUGAUUGGGAAGUCUGCAGACCCCACAGUUUUCGCUGCCCAGGUUUAGUUUUGUGCAUUGAGAUGCGUUUACAACAUGAGAUUCAACGAGAAGAAACCGGAUAGGAGAGCGGGGUUGGUGCUGAGCCAGGGCAGCCCGAAGGUGCCCGGUGACCGAGUGCCGAUCGCUUCACCUGACAGCAGCAGCGAGCGGACCCGGUGGAGACCCACGGCGGGUGUGAGCAACGGCAGGAGGGACCAUUUUGUAGAAGAGCUAAUGGAUGAAGAUGACAAAGACAAGGCAAAGAGGGCUUCACGUAACAAAUCUGAGAAAAAGAGACGUGAUCAGUUCAAUGUCCUUAUUAAAGAACUCAGUGCCAUGCUUCCAGGCAGCAUCCGUAAGCUGGAUAAGUCUACAGUGCUCCAGAAAACAAUAAACUUUUUACAAAAGCACAACGAGACUUCAGCACAGAGAGAAACCAGUAUCAUCCAGCAUAACUGGAAGCCUUCAUUUCUGAGCAAUGAGGAAUUCACACAACUGAUGUUAGAGGCAUUGGAUGGGUUCUUCAUAGCUCUAACAACAGAUGGAAAUAUAAUUUAUGUUUCUGAUAGUAUCACACCUCUACUUGGGCAUUUACCUUCUGAUAUUAUCGAUCAGAAUUUAUUAAACUUCCUCCCAGAGCAGGAGCACAGAGAAAUAUAUAAAUUGCUAUCCUCUCAUACUUUGACAACAGAUACUACUUUGCCAGACUACUUAAACUCUGAGAACUACUUUGAAUUUUCUUGCCAUCUGCUACGGGGAACAUUAGACCCAAAGGAAGCUCCUACAUAUGAAUACCUAAGAUUUGUGGGAAACUUUCAGUCUUAUGACAAUGUGCCUAGCUCCUCAUGUAAUGGUUUUGAUGGUGCUGUCCAAAGGACAUUUCAAACAACAGCAGCUAAACAGAUGUGUUUUGUAGCAACUGUCCGUUUAGCAACACCUCAGUUCAUAAAGGAGAUGUGCAUCAUUGAAGAAACUUCAGAAGAAUUUUCUUCUCGGCAUAGUUUAGAGUGGAAAUUUUUAUUUCUGGACCACAGGGCUGCUCCAAUCAUAGGUUAUUUGCCAUUUGAAGUCCUGGGUACCUCAGGUUAUGAUUAUUACCAUGCAGAUGAUCUGGAGCAGUUGGCAAGAUGCCACGAACAAUUGAUGCAAUUUGGCAAAGGAAAAUCUUGCUGCUAUCGAUUCUUAACAAAAGGGCAACAGUGGAUCUGGCUCCAAACCCAUUACUACAUUACCUAUCACCAGUGGAACUCCAAACCAGAGUUCAUUGUGUGCAAACACACAUUAGUGAGCUAUGCUGAGGUUCGAGCACAGCGCCGACAAGAUAUCAGUAUAGACGAUACCACUGCAGAGGUUGAUGCUUCUUCGUCACUUAAGGGACCUGACUCAAGACUUGACACACAGCAACAUCUUAAAGCAUUUGAAGUGCUCACUGGCAGCCCAUCACCUUCUUCUUCAUCUCAGACCUCACGCAAAUCAUCUCAUACCUCGAUGUCGGAAUCUGCAUCAACCCAGAGCAAGGUGCUGUCAGAGCCUACUGCAAUGGCGUUGCAGACAACACCAUCGGUGCAACAUGAUACAGGAAUACUGCAACAUCCAGCUGUCACAGAGCAGUCAUUGUUGUCCCAAGCUAAAGUAGAAUUGCAGCCUUCGUCAAUGACACAGUUCUUAGCACAGUUCGAUGUGAUUCAGUCUCUCAAAGACCAAUUAGAGCAACGGACGCGAAUUCUCCAAGCAAACAUAACGUGGCAGCAAGAAGAACUCCAAAAAAUCCAAGAACAAUUGUGCAUGGUGGAUAACUCAAGUUUGCAGUUAUUACUGCAACAACCAGCAUCGAUCAGUUCAUUGCGGAACCAAGAGUCGAAACAGCAAAAGCAGCAACAAAUGGAUGUGAUGAUGCAAGACCAGGGUCCUCACAGUAAACAGAUACAGGAUACUAAAAGAACACAUGGUGGACAGAUUGUACAGACAUCCCUAUCCAACCAGUUGUCUGGGAGCCUGGCGUUACACCUCAGCAGCCCCAUGAUGAUUUCUCAGGCUCCCACAAUGACAGUCCAGAGAGAAGGCACCACUGGUCAUUCAAGUCCUAACUUUACUCGAGAUGGGCACUUAAGAAUGCUACUUAGUCAACCUAUUCAACCAAUGAUGCCUAUUACACGCCAUACAAGACAACCCAUAGAGUUCAUUACAACUGAACAGCAAGCUAAAUACUCACAAGGACAAGAACUCUCUCAAAAUUUGGUAGAACAGCCAGUGAGAAAUAAUGUGCCGAUGGUCUCUAAUACAGUGCUUAUGGGUCAAAUAAUAACAGCUCCAGGAUUUUCUAUAUCACAUCCAUCUCUCUCUCAGCAAACUAUGCAACUUCAGCAGCAGCAGCAACAACAACACUACUUACAGACACAAACAUCUGGUUCACUGCAAAGUGGCCACUCAGAACUACUCCUACUCCCUUCUUAUUCUCAGCAACAGGAUGUUAUGGGAUACCAUUCACAACCUCAGCAAAGACCACAUGUUCAGCGCCUUUCUGAAUCAUCGAAUGUGUAACAUACUUACCAAAAAAAUUAUACUUCAAAACCCCGAAUAAAAGCAAUGCCCAUUCUUUUGGUUUAACAAACCUACAGCUAAGGUGCUGUAUUAUUACUGUCUUUAUGGUUAAGUACACUAAGUGUUUAAAUUUAAAGUUUCAGAACACAACAUGAGAUUCAUUAAAAUUUCUAUUUCUAGAAAAGGGAAAUGGAAUGACGUAUUUGAAAGAUUUGCUCAGUUUGGAAUUAUGGUCCACAAUGGUUGUUUUCACUCUCAGUUUUAGGGUUCAUUUGUUGAGUUCACCUCUCAGCUCAUUAGCAUGGUUGAAGCAAUAGUACAGUGGUUACAUUUUGCUCCAUAAUGGUGUUACUUUUAUAACUGCAGUUGGAAAUGACUUUGCUUCUCAGCAACACAUUUCAGAAAUCCUUGGGCUCUUCACUUGAUUCUUCAACCAGGGACAAUGUGUGCCAGGAUUUCCACUGUACAAUCUUAGAUGAAUUUCACAAUCAAAACUAUAAUAACUGGAGUUUUCCACAAAUAUACACAGAUAGAGGUAUUUAGCCAGUGAUUUCAAUAUGCCCUUUCUAAAUUUUGUUGAUGCAUUGCAAACCUGAGAAUCAAGUACUAGGAGAAAGAUAUACCCUUUGCACAAACUUGGCUUUUAUGUUUGUCAUGUAACCCUGUUUGUGUUAUGAAUUGAACAUAUCUUUUAAUAUUUCCUGUGGUAAAGUGUAAUAUUAGCUGAUUUAAGGACACUUACUUUGGCCAAAUCUCUCCAGCCCUGUGGGAUGUGUUCAUUUUAAUGUAACAAUUAUGAAUUGAAAUUCUGCAACACAGAACAUUUAAAAUGGUUUACUUUGUGCUGUAUAACUUUCAGAAACAUGCACUUUUUCUGAUUUGUAUGUUUUGUUAAAGCUGUAUUUGUUACAUAAAAUUCUCUAAGUAAAAUGUGGAAAAGAAUUGUCUACAUACAGAUAAUGUAAUAUAUGAGUUAUUUCUGUAUAAAUCAUUCUUUGGAACAAAAGUGGAUUUUAGUCUAAUUUUGUAUAAAAUGCAUAAAAUCAUUUCA